GUAUCACUAAUACAGCUUUGAUUGCUCCAACAAAAACACCGCAAAAUUUAACAAUGGGGUGAAUGUGUCAGUCGACAGGGAUGCUGUAUGGAGCAUGGGAUGUCCCAGUAGCUCCACCCACGUCUGCUCCGCCUCGCUAAAUUAAAUUUAAACUCACUGCCGGCCAGUGCUUUUCGAUUAGUGAAAUCACGACAUUCGUCACGACACGUCGUCUUUUAAAUUUUAUAUUUUAUCACUUAAUUUUUGAAGUCGCGAUACAGCGAAUUUAAAUUCCCCAACUAUUGGAAAAUAUCAUUACGUAUUCAAAUAUUUUUUUUUAAUGCCGAUGCUGACGUACGGUACGAAUAAUGGAGCGACAGAUGCUGAGGAUAGAUCACCAGCUACGUCACUCAUUUCUGGAGACGGCGAGCUCGUCGAUGACUCGGGAGAUUCUCCAGGAACUACCAGAGACACUGAGGAAGAGGCCAUGCUAUCUGAUGAAUUUUAUUCUCAUGAUACUGACGAUGAGGAGGACCCGCUUAGGAAGAGAAAAGAAUCUUUGUCUUUUGAUGGUUUAUGUGGUGGCCGUCAUUUAAGUUCUCCGACGGGUCAAAUUGGCACGGGAGUCAGAAAAUUAUUUACAAACAGUCGGGAGCGUUGGCGACAGCAAAAUGUUAGCGGUGCGUUUGCCGAGUUACGUAAAUUGGUGCCAACACAUCCGCCGGAAAAAAAAUUAUCGAAAAACGAAAUUUUGAGGAUGGCCAUAAGGUACAUAAGGCUGCUGACAAACGUUCUAGAGUGGCAGAAAACCCAAGAGCGCAAUGGAACACUUCAUAACCACGUGAAAAUAAAAUGCGAGCCAAAUUUAAAUCAUUACCAACUGAAAACUCAGAUAUUGAAAGAAGAAAAGUCGGAAAUAACCCGUCGAUUUGACCGUUCGCGGGUUCAAUCCCACUGUGAUAAAAAUGGCAAUGAUUUGUUGAUGAUCGCGCCUCUGGUCGCGCCCAAUGUCCCCCUCAAACACGCGGCCUCGCAGAAUCAAAUAAAUAAUCAGUCGCAUCCCAACCACAACCACAACCACAACCACAGUCGCAGGCUGUUCCAAAAACACAAUACUCUUAUCGUUACAAAUGUUAUGUCCAACGGUAACUCGUCAUCGACGGCACCGUUGGUUUCCAUAAAUAACAACGUCCGAAGUCCCAACAAACGUUUCAAAGUCGAGCGGGACGAGGAGGAAGGAAGCGUCAAGUCGCCAAGGAAUAAAAGGUCUAAAGUCUUCAAAGACUGCAAGAACUCUGAAUGAAUUGUUUUAUUUUAAUUAUAUAUAUUUAUUAUUAAUUAAUUAAUAAUUUGUUAUUUAUAUUGCAUCCGUUUAAUUGUGCAAUUUAAUACAGAUACUGUAGCUUCCGCUCAGUGUACAU
Molecule: messenger RNA, 1400 nt
Organism: Microplitis mediator
Lineage: Eukaryota; Metazoa; Arthropoda; Insecta; Hymenoptera; Braconidae
Gene: HLH3B
Exons: 4
Coding region: 320-1282 (320 amino acids)
Biological process (GO): regulation of transcription by RNA polymerase II
Molecular function (GO): protein dimerization activity; DNA-binding transcription factor activity, RNA polymerase II-specific; RNA polymerase II cis-regulatory region sequence-specific DNA binding
Source: RefSeq, a predicted model, not a curated record